Mobula hypostoma (lesser devil ray) is the source of this 6033-nucleotide messenger RNA. RefSeq names its product centrosomal protein of 164 kDa-like. Gene Ontology annotation, biological process: cilium assembly. The transcript has 26 exons. Gene Ontology annotation, molecular function: protein binding. The record is from RefSeq and is a predicted model, not a curated record. NCBI's taxonomy places the organism in Eukaryota, Metazoa, Chordata, Chondrichthyes, Myliobatiformes, Myliobatidae. Gene Ontology annotation, cellular component: centriole; ciliary transition fiber; centrosome. Bases 206 to 3718 code for a protein of 1170 amino acids.
CAGCGGAAACAGUUUUUUUAAAUUUUUGUUGUACGUUUCACCGCUGUUCUGUUAAGAAGACGGUGAAGUGCCGGGGUGGUGGGGCUGGCGGUGAUCACCGUUUACAGGGGGACGUGGAGCCCAUCAACAGUGCGUAGUCCGCCACGAUUGGUUAGCCCUCGCUGAAAUGUGCCUCAGGAAAGCACCAUUGCACUUCUAGACAGAAAUGACAACAACUGCACUACGGAUAGGGGAUCAAUUAAUCCUCGAAGAGGAUUAUGAUGAAAACUACAUCCCCAGUGAACAAGAAAUCCAAGAAUAUGCCCGGGAGAUAGGAAUUGACCCUGACAAUGAACCGGAAUUAAUGUGGUUAGCCAGGGAGGGUAUCGUGGCACCUUUACCCCAGGAGUGGAAACCUUGUCAAGAUGUCACGGGUGAUGUCUAUUACUUUAAUUUUGUAUCGGGCCAAUCUACCUGGGACCAUCCAUGCGAUGAACAAUACAGAAAGCUGGUUUCUAUGGAACGUGAAAAGCAACACGCUCUAGGUGGAAGCAAAAAGAAAGAAAAGAAAAAGAAGAAAGAGAAAAAAGGGAAAAAAGAGAAAGAUGCACUUAAAUCUGCAGCAUUGAAUUUACCAUCAAAUCUUGUAAUGGCACCUCAAGGAAACCUUGCUCCCCUUCGUGGCCUUGGCGAGCUCUCAGCAAGUACGCCCUUUGGUUUAUUGGACAAUGCACCUGUAGCUACUGGGGGACUACUGAAGAGUUCUCCUGCAUUUGGGAUCCCUAAAGCCAGUGGCCUUACUGAAAGUCUCCUGGGAGCCAAGCUUGAAGAGAAGAUAUCCCUGAACCUAGCUGACCUCAGUGAAACUGAUGAAGACCCGAGCAGAGAUAAGAGUCCCUCCGAUACUGCUCAGCUCAUGAAAAACCUCCAUUUAGAUGUGGAAUCUCUUGGCAUUGGUUUUGAAUAUGAGGAAAGUGCAGAGAUCGACGUGGAUGCAGAUCAGGAUCGUGUUGAUGAAGGGACCGAACCUGAACUUCAGAACCUCCCAGCAUCUGAUGAAGAAGCAGAAAGUCAGAAAGAGAAACAAAAGGUGCUGUUUGAACAAAGCCACGUAAGAAGUGAACCCAGAAGCUUGCUUGAUUCAGACAGUCGUGAUGUUCAGCCUCCAACCCCAGAUAAGUUAACUUCUGACAAAGAGGCUGAUGAUAUUGACAUCGAUUCCAAUGACGAAAAGUUAGAAGUCAGAGGUAAAAGUGAGAGUGAUGCAGGAAGUGGUAUUCUGAUGAAACCUGGGCACCUGGGACAUGCAGUAGUGAUUGACGAAGCUGAAAGUGAAGAAAUUGGAGCAGAAGAUAGUCAAUGCUACUCAGUUGAUGGAACGUCAAAACUGUCUGAGGCUGGAGAUGUAGACUUGAAGUCUGAGCACAAAAACAAGAGAGACCCUAAACUGAAUUCUGCUGCUGAACAGCCAGUUUUUGAAGCAGAUAUCGAUAAAUACAAUGGACCAAGUGAAAAGAAGACUGUCAUGUCUUCGAAGAACCCUGAUGAGUCGUGUAAUCCACUUCAAAAGGAGGAGCAAGAGACCAAGAAACAAAAUCUUGAAGAACAAAGGAAAAGAGCAGAGCCUUCUGAAAGAAUCAUUUAUCAGGAGCAACAGAAAGGCAAGGAACUACUGCAGGCACAGAAAUCAAAGGAGGAGUCUGACAAGUUGAACCAGGAACUAGAAGAGGAAAAGAAUCAGAUACUCAAAGGGAGGGAGGAGCAGCUUUGUAAACUCAGGCAACAGGAGGAAGUGGAAGCCCAGCAAAUUUAUCGAGAUAAAGAAGAAAAACUCAGGUUACUAAAAGAAAAACUCAGGAUUGAGUGGGAGGAAGAGGAGACACGACUAAAAGAGGAGCAGGGCAGUAUAUUGCUCAAACUCCGAGACCAGGUUAAAAUGGAAAUGGAGACAACAGAAAAAGAAAUUGGGGCUGAGAAGGAAGCCAGGCUCGUACAGCUCAAAGCAGAACUAAAAUCAUUUUUAGCAACUGAGCAACAAAACUUAAAGGCUGAAAAGUGUGCAUUUGUGGAGCAGAUGAGGAAAGAGAUGGACAAAACCCUAGAGGAAGAGAAGAUUCAGCUGGAAGAGAAAAAAGAGGAGGCUCUGAGUGAGCUAAGGGAAAAGCUAAAAAAAGAAACAGAAGAGGAACUGGAGUUACUCAAGAACAAACACUCAACUGACCUUCAGGAGCUGACAAAGACAGCUGAGGAAAAGCAUCAAAAAGCACUUUCUAGUCUCCAGAAACAGAUCAGUGAUGCCCACAAUCAAGAUUUCCAUAAAGCACAGAGAAAAAUACGACAGAUUGCAGACUAUGAGCAAAAGCUGAGUAAUUUGUUGAAAGAAAAACGUGAUGAAGUGGGGAAAGAGCAUGAGAGGAAACUGGAGCAGCUUAAAGAAGAGCACCAACAAACUAUGGACAGAAUUAGAGAGGAAUAUGAAGAAAAGGAGCGACAGCAGAGAAGUAAACUGCUAAAGCAGCUGCAGGACGAGCACGAGCGUCUAACCAAGUUUCAUGAGCAGGAGAUUUCAGUUCUUGGUCGGGAGCUGGAGCGUCAACUCAGUGAGUUGCAAAAAUCAUAUGAGAAAAAAGAAUUGAAAAUCAAGAAGUCUGAGGAGCAGCUGGAGAUGAGAAGCAAAGAACUGAAUGCCAAGUGCAAUUUGCUGCAAAAUCAGGAAAUGUCAUUGAAACUGAAGAAGCAACAACUCCGUGCAGAGGAGGAACAGCUGCAGAGGGACCAGGCUGAAAUAGUUCUUUCUCAACCAAGCAAACAAGAAAUAGAACAAGCAAAAUAUGAACAUUCCUCAUUGCAAGAGUCAAUCCGUCUGUCCCACCAGCAAUUGUAUGAUCUACAGGGCCAACAAGUGGAACUCAAAGAGGAAGUUGAUGCGCUCAGAAAUGAACGUCAGCAACUCCAAAAUAGAAUCAGUGAAUUGAAGGCAACAGUCAAAAUGAAGCAAAAUACCAUGAACGAAGAACUUGUAAUCAAUGGAGACUCUGGUGGCACUGAGGGGGAUGAACUUCGGAUUGCGGAUUUGAGUUCACACAGAAAAGACUGUCCAAAUUACAGCACCUCCUCCAUUCUCAUAGCUGAGGACAAACAAGUCAACAUGGAUGAUGUGCGAUACUAUAUCUCUGCUGAAGGCCAAUCUAUCAAUAAAGCCAAGGAGUUCCUCAUGAAGCAAACCCACUCACUUCGGAAGCAACAGGCAGUGCUCAAGUCAGCUAAGCAGCAGUGGAGGCAUGACAUGAGAAAAGCACAGGAGCAGGUGCAAGACCCAGAGAGCUCUCAAAUUCUGCAGGAUGUCUGGAAAAACCUGGAUCAGGAAGCUCAGCACCUGGAUGAGAUGAAGUUAACAAUGGAGAAGGGGCAAGCACUACUACAAAAGAAGGAAGUAAAGCUAAAUCAGCUGGAGUCAUCUUUUGCUGAAGGGCUUUCAGAUGAAGACUCACCAAAAGUCACAGAGGGCAAGAAGGCUGUUACUUUUGAUCUUACAGACUCGGAUGACAUCAGCAGCACUGUCAGCAUUGACCUUCCUCAGCAGAAAAAUGUUGCCUGGUCUGCUGAGUAUUUACAACAUUUCCUUUUGUUCACUUUGGAUUUUGAGCACCUGCAUGUUUUGCUUUUUGACUUUGUUUCUCCACUGCUAACUCUGAUUUCCUUGUGCCAUUUUGCAUGCUUUCUGCUUCUACGGAAUUAACUAUUCUUCAUUAUCCUUUUAGCUUUACUUUUUUUUCUUUGUUGACCUUAUGCCUUUCCCCAGCUUUGAAUAAGACCUGCAUCACUGUUGGACCAUAUAUCUAGCCUGAAAGCAUUAAAGCAGUUAAUAUUGGGUAAUAUGUGGGACCAAGGAUACACUCAGAACAAAACCAGUGUUUGAUUGAUCAGGCCAAGAUCAAAGACUUAUUGAUGACUUUGAAUUUAAUUCACAUGGCUCUGAAAAACAUUGACUAACCAAUGAUUUAUAAUUCCUUCUUUUUUAAAAAGAGUUCACUGUUCUUUCUAUUGAGGGUAUGUAUUUUAGUGUGAUUCAUAAAUUCAUAUUUCAGUUAAAAUGCAACAAAUGCUAUUGGGCAGGAAUAGUCUUGAUUAAAUAUCUAUGAAUUGAUCAGAGUCCAGUUCAUAAAACAAGAAGUUGCAUAGCCUUCAAUAUAUCACAAUUCAUAGAUGUCAGUAUAGAGAUUUGACUCAUGAGUUCUCAUGUUGUGAGCUAUUAUUUUCCUGUGUCAGUAAAUGUUGAUUUGUAGUUGUCAGAGAAAGCCCUCGUUUUGAUCUUAUACUUUGUCGUUUUCCUGCACUGCACUUUAUCAGUGGCUUUUACACUUUAUUCUGCAUUGCUUUUGUUUUCCCUUGUUCUGGCAGCUGGAGGAAGGUAAAACAAUCUAGCUCAGUGCACUUUGUAAUGAUUUGAUCUGUAUAAACAGCAUGCAAGACAAGCUUUUCGCUGUAUCUUUGUGCAUAUAAUAAUAAACCAAUUCCAAUAUCAAUACAAAAGUCUGAAAACAUGUUCUACCAGAUUCAAACCAGCUUCUAUCCCACUGUUAUAAGACUAUGAAAUGGUUCCCUAGUGUAAUAAAAUAGAUUCUUGACCUCAGUCUAUCUCAUUAUGACCUUGCACCUUAUUGUCUGUUUGCACUGCACUUUCUCUGUAACACUUUCUGAUUAUGUCAUUGCUUUUCACUUGUACUGAAACAUCAAUAUAAUCAAUAUGGAUGGCAUGCAAAACAAAGUUUUUCACUGUACUUCAAUACAUGUGACAAUAAUAAAUUAAUUUACCAAUUUAAGUGGGAGAUCUAUAUUAGAUAAACACAUUAAAUAGGGCAUACAAACGUAGUUUGUACUAUUAAAACACUAGCUCGCAAUAGUUAUUACAUUAAUAGCGCUGUUUACUGAAUUUUUAUGUUUAAUAUUGUAGCAACUAUUUAUAUGUGUUGGCGAGUGGCCAAGUGGUUAAGGCGUUCGUCUAGUGAUCUGAAGGUUGCUAAUUCGAGCCUCAGCUGAGGCAACGUGUUGUGUCCUUGAGCAAGGCACUUAACCACACAUUGCUCUGUGACAACGCCGGUGCCAAGCUGUAUCGGCCCUAGUGCCCUUCCCUUGGACAACAUCAGUGGCGUGGAGAGGGGAGACUUGCAGCAUGGGCAACUGCCGGUCUUCUAUACAAGGUGCCUUCCAAGGUGCAAAUCCAUGGUCUCAUGAGACUAAUGGAUGCCUAUUUAUAUCUGGUUGCAGCACUGUAGAUUUGCAACUUAGCUAAGAAAAGCAAUAUAUAUUUUUAUUUGCUUCUGCCCUGUUUUCCCCUUAUUCCUAUGAUCAUUCCAUGGACUAUCAAUGAGUGGCCAGUGAUAAUACAUAAAGCUGCACUGUGCUUCAUAGAUUUGCUUUAUGGAACAUUCUUUCAAAUUUACUAUCAUCACACCAGAUGUUACUGUCAAACGCAAGCUCCAUGCUGAGAACCAAUAAUAUUAUUUAACAAAUGAUUUGACUGAGCAUCACAAUCGAGCUAUUCCUAUCCUCAGAUGCCAUUAAUGAACAUGAAUCAGGCUUUUGGAGGAGCAUUGAGAUCAGAUUCAGAUUUCAAGUUCAUAUUUAUUUCUCAUGUAUACAUCAAAACAUGCAAUGAGAUGUAUAAUUUGCGUUAGCAACCAUCAGACCUAGAGAUGUGUUGGAGACAGCUCGCAAAUGCCACCAUACAUUCCAGUGCCAACACAGCAUGCCCACAUUGCUCAGCAGAUCAACACAGAGCACAACAAGCAACAAGACAACAGCAAAACAAGCCCACACACAUGGACAGCCCUUCCAGAUGGAAAUAACCUGAUAGUUUUCUCCAAUGAACCCAGGGUAGCACGACCAACUGCGGAACAUCAGUUGACCGACUAAUUUAGCAUAGGUAGUGGCUUCCAAACCAGUGAUCUUUUAUAAUUACCCCUUGGAUAAACCCACAAAGCUCCAAACCUAUUCAGAGCUAUAAAGAGUUUGCCUCUGUAAGUGUUUUAUUUAUAUUUGUCUCAAUUUUUG